This is a messenger RNA of Telopea speciosissima, 723 nucleotides long. RefSeq lists its product as uncharacterized. NCBI's taxonomy places the organism in Eukaryota, Viridiplantae, Streptophyta, Magnoliopsida, Proteales, Proteaceae. The transcript has a single exon. The record is from RefSeq and is a predicted model, not a curated record. The coding region runs from base 1 to 723 and encodes 240 amino acids.
AUGGAGCUUGAGGCAGGUAACAUGUCAUCUGCACUGGCGAAUAUUGCUCCUUCAUUGAGUUCACAACGACCUUCAGGUUCCCAUGGUGGUUGUGCUUCAUCCUCGCAAGGUGGCCACUUGGUUGCCACUCAUGGUGGGCAUUCGGUUGGUACUCAGGGUGGUCACGGGGGCCACCUAGCUGCUACUCAUGGUAGUCACUUGGCUACCACUAAUGGUGGUCGUUCAGCUACCGCUCAUGGUGGUCAACCAACUGCCACUCACGGUGCUCAGAGACUACCUGAGAUGAGCGGGAAUCAUUCAAUGUGCUUGGAUCGUGUUGACGUAACAGCUCUUCAUAAUAAUGGAAAUCAUGAUUGUGGCUCCCAACCAUUGCAUGAAUCUAAUGCUCCUAGUACUAUUGCUCCUAGUAUUGCUGUCCCAUUAAACCCAAUGGUCACUUUAUCCUUUGAAUCAAAUGGGACAGCUGGCGUCUCAAACAUUGAGAAUAUGAGAACUACUUCUUCCGUUAGAGCCAUAAUCCAAUCUAUUGAUGAAACGGCAGGGGUCGCUAGUAACUCUCUGCGACAGGUUGGUUAUGGCAACCGUUAUGCUAUUUUACAGGAGCAGGAUACUUUAAGGCCUAAAAAUUUGGAGGACGUGGACUCAUCUCCAGCUCAGCGAGAACGUGAUAGAAGUCCGGGUGGAAUUUUCCCUGUGCCAAAACCCUCCUCAAAUAUUUCUUAA